Messenger RNA from Oncorhynchus mykiss (rainbow trout), 1019 nucleotides. The record is from RefSeq and is a predicted model, not a curated record. NCBI's taxonomy places the organism in Eukaryota, Metazoa, Chordata, Actinopteri, Salmoniformes, Salmonidae.
CCCCGGCACCCUGCAUUCCACCUCCAGGUUUUUUCCCAGCACCCUGCAUUCCACCCCCACGCUUUGCCCCAGCACCCUGCAUUCCACCCCCAGGCUUUGCCCUGACAUCCUGCACCGCAUCGCCAAGCUUCGCCACUAAUGCCAAGCCAGGCUUUGGCACGAAAAUCAUGCUGAAACAAAUGGUCCUGCUAUUCUUGGAGAGGCACCCUCCUGCAUCAGACCUUGAGUCAGAGUUCCUCACUAUCGCCGAUCGUAUCUGCACGCUGUUUCAAAGCAUCGCUAACAGAUUCCGCAACAUCGUUAAUGAGGAGCUGGAGAAGUGUACCGACUCUGACAGUAAGAAGUACUGGGCUUACACCUUCUACUGGGAGUACAUGAAGAGGUGCCCAUCAUCCCAGUGCCUGGGGAUUGAAGCCUUCACAUGUGAAGAGGAGAGAUGUUUAGUGGUGGCCAACUUGUUUGCAAAGAAAUUGUACCCCAAGAUGUUCCUCUCAGCAGCAGACGUCGAUGAGGCUGAAGAUUCAGGGAGCAAUCGACCUGUGGACCUGAACCUGGCAAUCGCCAACGAAUUUGUCCCUAACCCUGUCAAGGUGUUGGAGUUGCUUCAACCCCUGUCACUGCCAGACAUCAAAAAGCCCUUGACCACUAUCCAUGACAAAGUGCUGGACAACACAACAACAACCCUGGUUGAUGCCCCAGUUAAGGUGGACAGCAUCACAACACCCCUGGUUGAUGCCCCAGUUAAGGUGGACAACAUCACAACACCCCUGGUUGAUGCCCCAGUUAAGGUGGACAACAUCACAACACCCCUGGCCACUAAUCCAGUCCACCUUAAGGUUACCGAUGAACCAGUUGAAUUCCAGUCAGAAGAUGUUGUGGUCAUUAAACCAAAGAAAAGCAGAGCCAUGAGAUUCUUCAGUCGACUUUUCUGCUGCAUAAACGAAGAUGAUUUGAUGGUGUGAACCUGACCAGCUUUUCAGAGGAUAAUUUCAGCUCACACACAAACACACGGGCACGCA